AUGACAUCCUUUGUACCCAUCGACCACUUCACCAAAACUACACUCACAGCUAUUCCCCCUGAUGAGAAACCAAACUACAACAGUCUCAAAAUCAUCCACCAAGAGCUAAAUGCCAAUGCAAUGACAAUCCCAUCCGCCCUCGGAGGAGGACAUUAUGGACACCUUGCAUUGGUGCUACAGCCCAUCACCUACAACGACCUACCAAAUACCAUCCCUUGGGAAAACCCAGAACAUCCAGGUCCAGCCCCAGACCACGGGGUAGCACCAACAGGACCCCAAAUCACCGAAAACAAUCGAGUAUAUGCCGCCAGAGAGCAACGUUUCCUCACCUACAGAGCUACUGAAACAACGCUCCAGAAGCAACUACUGGAAGCAGUUCCAGAUACAUUCACCAAAGCGUUGAAAAAUGAACUCUAUGGAUACGCCCAAGUCACCGUCCGCGCCCUCCUAGAACACCUCGACACCAAGUAUGGCAAAGUAGAUGCCGACGACCUAGUCGAUAACAUCAAGAGAAUGGAUGCAAAUUGGAGCCCCGAUCAACCUAUCGAAGAUCUCUUCAAUCAAGUCAAGGACGCCCAGAAAUUUGCAGCCGACCAUGAUCCUAUUACAGAUAAAAUGGCAGUCCGCGCAGCCAUCGCAAACCUAACCAACAGUGGAGUCUUCACCGACGCCAUGAAAGAUUGGAGGAAGAAAGAAGAAGAAGACCAAGCCUUCACCGACUUAGAGAAGCACUUUACAUCCGCCGAUAAAGAACGACGACGCAUCCUCACUCCCAAACAAGGCUGGUGA
Molecule: messenger RNA, 789 nt
Organism: Seminavis robusta
Lineage: Eukaryota; Bacillariophyta; Bacillariophyceae; Naviculales; Naviculaceae
Source: the annotation of a GenBank genome assembly